Messenger RNA from Nezara viridula (southern green stink bug), 555 nucleotides. The record is from the annotation of a GenBank genome assembly. NCBI's taxonomy places the organism in Eukaryota, Metazoa, Arthropoda, Insecta, Hemiptera, Pentatomidae.
AUGUCAAUAUUACCUCUAUUGCAUGAGCUGUUAGAUGACCGCAGGCGGCAUCCAAUGUGUGACCUGUAUGACCAACAUUUUGGAAGAGGUAUUUGGAAUAAUGAGAUCUUACAGCCUACAACAGCAUUCCUUUUGAGUCCUAUGCGGAGCGGAUACUUAAGACCUUGGAGAAAUAUGAAUGUUGAUGAUUCUGGAGUUUCGUCUAUUCAAGCAGACAAAAGUGGACUCCAUAUAAAUCUUGAUGUACAGCAGUUUAAACCCGAGGAACUUAAAGUUUCAGUUAAUGAUGGAUUCAUUGUUGUUGAUGGUAAACAUGAAGAACGUUCUGAUGAGCAUGGUUUCAUCUCUCGCCAAUUCACACGACGGUAUAAGAUUCCAGAUAAUAUUGAUGAGGCUGCGCUUGCAUCCAGUCUGUCUUCUGAUGGUGUACUGACAUUGAGAGCUCCUCCAAAGGCUUUGCCUGAAUCAAAAUCUCGGGAGAUUCCCAUCACUCACACCAACAAACCAGCAGUCAAAGAAUCCAAACAGGGUGAAGGAGAGAAAAUGGAGCAAUAA